Molecule: messenger RNA, 6237 nt
Organism: Xiphias gladius (swordfish)
Lineage: Eukaryota; Metazoa; Chordata; Actinopteri; Istiophoriformes; Xiphiidae
Exons: 18
Coding region: 165-2135 (656 amino acids)
Molecular function (GO): protein binding; metal ion binding; RNA binding
Source: RefSeq, a predicted model, not a curated record
GCCUGGAGGCGGGUAGCAGCCUGUGUUGUUAAACUCAGGGCAACAGAAGCUCCACGAACCCAAACGCGGAAAGAGGAAGAAAAACAGUCAUUGUGGUGGUCUAACACUCGCCCACAAGACAGUCACAUUCAGCGUUAAACACAGCCGAGAAAUAAGUUAACACCAUGUCAAGAAGGAAGGACCUUGUUAAAGGUGGCGCUCCUAUGUCCAGAGCUCGUGAAAACGCUGGGCUUAUGCGCACACAGGACACUAUGGUAGAUUUUAUAAAGGCCACCGCUUCCCCCAUAAAUGGACGUCAUCACACGGACUCCUUUCUGAAUGUCUUAACUUCUGGCUUUUUAGGUUUAGAUUUUAGGACGUUUGACUUGCAAGACGACCUCAUAUAUUCCGAUGAUGAUGAAUAUGAUGAUGAUGAUGAUGAUUUUUACAAUGCUGCUCAAAGGCCUUUAGAGCCACAUCCGAGAAUAAGGCUACUCACAGAUGAGGAGGCUGAUAAACAUGAAAAGGAACUUAUAGCAGAAGAUAAGCGGCGUAAGGAAAAGACGGAGAAGAACAAGCGUAAAAAAAUGCGUAAAAAAGAGAAGAAACGACUAGAAAAACAGAAUGCAGUUAAAGACAUUUUACCUGAGGAAGAGAGAGGCAAGUCUGACUCCUCCAAAAAACCUAUAAUUGAAAGUAAUGCAGAAGUAAAUGAAUCUCCUGAAAGUAAUAUGACUCGAAAUGCAACCGAGGCUGCUGGAUGUGAUGAAAGCAGUGGUAAUAUUAAAGAAGAAAAUCUUGUGAAGAUGUAUAAGAAAGAGGAGGAGGAGCAAAAGGAUUUGGAUUUAAAUAAUUCAUAUGCUUCUGCUGCUAAAUUGGUGCCUGAGGAGAAGUGUAACCAGAAGACUGCGAAAGAAAGAAAAAAGGAAAAAAGUAAAUUACUGGAGGUUCAGCUGCUCAAGGAGACAAAGCCAGAAGUUGUGGAAAAACCUGAAGUUCAAAAGACAAAGGAAGAGAAACAUAAACCCAUUAAAGAGCAUUACACACUGGAUCCAACUGCAGAAGAGUAUGCAAAAAGAAGCAGAGAGCUGGCGAGUACAGGAAAUUGUUUAGCAGCCUCUGGAGAAUAUAAGAUGGCAGUGAGGUACUUUACUGACGCCAUUAAAUUCAACCCUAAGGAAUUUAGGUUGUUUGGAAAUCGAUCCCUCUGUUAUGAAAGAAUGCAGCACUAUGAAAACGCUCUCAGGGAUGCUGAUCUAGCACUCUCCAUGGAGCCAAACUGGAUAAAAGGUUUAUUUAGGAAAGGGAAAGCUCUGUGUGGGCUGAAGAGAUACUAUGAGGCCUCGCUGAUCUAUAGGGAGGUUCUGAAACUGGAAAGUUCGAGCGCUGAAGCCACGCAAGAGCUGAAACGAGCACAGACAUUGCACCUCAUGGAAAUGGGCUUCACCUGGGCACAGAGCACUGAGGCAUUGAAAACUCACACCACAUUAGAGGAAGCCGUUGAAGCUCUGUUUGGUGGUGACAGCAACCAGGGUCCUGGAGAUGCCAGUGCCAGUGGGGACAAUACGGACCAACCGGUGGUGCAGGAAGAAGAAGAAGACGACGACGACGACGAGGGAGAGUGGAUCGUCCUACAAACGAGCCGCCCUAGAACGCAGCAGGUCAGACAAUCUGAUGCUCUGGUCCAAAGCAGAUCGAAAUCUCAGUCUCCAACCCCUCAUUCAAGGAAUUCUGUGAAACCGGAGCUUUUCUCCAUUUGGGUUGGAUCCUUGGCUCCUGCUGUCACCUACGCAAUACUUCAUGAGCUCUUCAGCAGAGUCGGAGCGAUCUACAGCAUCAAGAUGCUGCUGGAACACCAGUGUGCCUUUGUGAACUACACAAGAAGGGAAGACUGUGACAGAGCCAUCCAGUGUUUUAAUGGAAUGGUGUUAGAGGGGACUCCGCUGUCUGUGCGAAAUCCCAGUAAAAGCCACACUGGACUCGGCAUGUCCAAAUCAGCCGCCACUGACCCCUUUUCACGCCCUGGCCCAUACAAGAAGGAGUGCUUUUUCUGGAGGACCACAGGCUGCACGAGGGGGGACUGCACCUACAGACACGUCCCAGAGCACAAGAACAUUGACAGGGACAAAUUCACUAGUAGACUGGGACAUAUUUAACAUGUAGGAUAUCAAAAAUAACAAAACUCUGAGGUUUGGCACUGUGGUGGUGCCAACCACGGCUGUUCUAUAGUCACCUCUGUUUUUGUCUUGACUUUGGUACUUGUGACAGUUUGACCGCAAAAAAGAAAAUUUGUGUUUUUUGCACCGUGAUGGUCCACUACUGUUGUAUGAAUGCAAAGGACACAACCGACCUAAAUUCUACUACUGUAUUAUAGUAAUAAUUCAUGUGCCUUUUACAGAUACAUUUAGACUGUGCAUCAGGCUAUGAUCAUUCCUUUGCAAUAGGAUUUUGUCAGGGAUUAUUUGAGAUCUAAUCUGUUAAGAUUGUGUUGAAACACUUGUUUUUUUUUUGGUUUUUUUUCAUUGUUUUAAAAUAGAUUUAACAGAUUUUUCUGUUGACUUUCAGUCACCACUAGGUGGCAGCAUUACCUCUGUCCCUUAACUUUAGGGCAACAAACUGUUCUGCUUUCAUUUUAAAGGCUGUGAUUGAUGAGUAGUUAUGCUAUAGGCACAUUUAAUGUGCUACGUUUAAUUUCGAAUCUGUGCUCUGUAAUCAGAUUGCAGGGACACUGGGUUUGUUUUAUGUGUGGGGUGACUAAUGGUUCAAUUCAGUAGUUAUGUGCAUUAUGUAUAAAUUUUUAAAUGCCCAGGCUGUUAGAGGAUCUGUUUAAGUGGAGUGAUGUUUGGACACAAACAAUAAGUGCCUUUUAGUAUCGCUAUGGCUGUAGUUUUAUCAUGAGUCAGCCCCGAGGGAAUUAAAGCCUAAACUCUUGUGUGUGUAUAUUAAUGUGGAGCAGUACACAUUAAUAUACACAGUACAAGACCUAAGACUGGGCGUAGGUGGAACAGUAUGCAUGUGAUUCACUACAUAGAAUAAAUAAAGUCGGUCUCAAGGCUACAGCACGAUUCAUGAGCAGGAUUAUUCAAGACUCAACGUGCGGCUCGGUGUAAUUUGGGAUAUCACUAUGAGGUCAGAGGAAGCCAUGACUUGAGAAUGAGAGAGGCUGUGGGGUUUUUUUUGCUGUCCCACCAACAAAACAUCACCGGAUUAAUCCGGCAGCAGCUGUGUAUCCUGUUGCAGUGUCCUUGAGUGAGAAGCCCUUCACAGUCGUCUUAGGUUAGCCUGGGUAUUAGAGUGCCAGUUAAAUGCCUGAAAGUAACUAUUGUCCCUGAGAUUUUAUCUAAAGCGAGGUUCUUCUAAGCCCAAAAUGCCUCAUUUCAGUCUCCCUGGCUGUGUCUCCUCGCUGUUAAUGUGUGUGGGAUUUGUGUAGAUCCCUCUCUGCUAAAGCUCAGCAGGUUUGUUGUUUGACUCAAGCAGUUCAAGGUCACUUUUGUGACUCCUGUUACGCAAUGUUUGGGGUGUGAAUUACAAAACCUUCGCAAAGAGUUGUAUAAUUACCUAAAAACGAGGCUGGAGCAGAGAAAAAAAUUGAGGUAUUUAGUUGCGAAAAGUGCUUAGUCUCGUUCUUACAGGCAGAGCAGCUGUACUCGUGGGCAUUAAUUGGCUGAUGGUGGCAUACCUCACAAAGCCCUUUUGAUCUGUGUGAGAUCUGAGAGCAUGGAAGUUUUGUAAUACUAAUAACAUGAACUCUGGUUGAACCCAUAGGCAGCACUGGGACAUGCGGUUGAUAUAUUACCAACUUGCAAAGUGGGUCUAUAUUUAAUCUUAUUGGUCCGCUUGACUUUCUGCCGCUAGAAACCUGUUCAAAUGCAGAUAAAGACCGAUAAGAGCUUAGGGUUCACAAACUGGCUGGAAUCAACAUCCCGCCACUCCAGGCCCGGACAAAGCCAAUCCCUUACUUAACUAAAGCAAACACCAGGAAGAUUAAGUGCAUCUUGUUAAAAGGCUGCCCAGUUUGUAGAGCUUUUAACAGAUUUCUCUCUUUUUCUCUCUCCCUACCAACAGGAGGAAAAGAAAAAAAGAGAGAAAACACACACACUAACAGAAAUUAACCAGCAGACAUUACAUGUUGCUCUCCCACUCUUUGCUUUGUGAUAUAUGGCUAUGCAGUAAAAAUCCUCCUCACUCCCCCUCAAGAGAAGUUUUCAGUCAGAGUAAUUGAAAGCAUUUCUUUUAGAGCUGGGAUACGUAAUCUAAUUUUUAUUCUAAUUCUGUGGUUUCUCUCCGCUGGUAAAUAAACUAUUGAUGUGACGAGAGGGAGUAGAUGAGUCAUGCUGUAUAUCAACAGCCUAAUUUGCUUCUCAGGAAGCCAAAGUAAAUGCUCCACUGCAGCUCUACAGCUGCUCAGCUUACAGGCCUCUGCUCGAACCCCAUAACCUUCCCAGCAGGGGUUGCUGCUGUUUGAUUGUCUUCUUUAAAGGAGUGACACUUCAAACAUGAGUGUGUGUGAAUUUUAGAGCAACACGCCAAAGUUUUUUUUUUUGCUUGUCUUUUGUUCCAUCUUUUAUUUACCCACACAUUCAUGCAGGGACUUGGCCUUUGCAGUUUAAAGGCCCUGAAAACUUAUUUUCUCAAUCAGCUUCGUACGACAGAUGUGACCCAGCAUGCUACGCAAUUUUCAGCCAAAGUUAGAGCUGUUUUGGUUAUUUCCCAGGAGAAGUUUCUGUCUGAGCUGUUUUGUCACUUCUUUUCUCACUGGUUGAAGUUGGCAGGGUAUUUCUGUGCAAUAAUCAAGAUUUAGCAAUAUUUAAAUCUAUAUCUGAUGCCUGCUGUAGGGGUAUUACCUACUUCUUUCAGUCAAAUGUGAUAACAUACCCAUGCAGUCCUGAAGAGGAUUAGCUGGGUGUUUGAGUGUUCGGAUCUUACAUAUAGCACCUUUUAUGUAUUUGUAUUUUUUUUUUUUUUCUUUUCUAUCGAUACGUAGCCACCGUUGGCAUUAACAACUGGUUACUUACCAAUAACUUCAGCCAUCAUUGCAUUUUUAGGAGACUAGGUUAGAAGACGCCCUCUGGGCAGCGCUACUUCUUCAUCCUCUCAUGCUGAACUGAGGGCAGACUGGACGCUACAGUGACUCACUAUUGCAAAGUGGUAUUAUGAGACUGGAAAGGCUGGGGCUAGCCGGUUAGCAUGCUAACUUCAGUAGUAGAAGAAAAGCAAAACAAAGAAUUAACAUUGCCAUAGCUUUCCACUGCUGGAGACAACUCCAGCUUUCUUCUAGACUGUUAAAUAAACAGCUGUUAAUGCUAACGUUGGCUAUGUAGUGAUAGCAAACACUUACAUAUAGCACCUUUUUUUUUUUUUUUAAGGGUGGGGUUUUUUUGUUGCUCCAAAAAAACUUAACUUGAACUUAUUUAAUAAGGAAUAUUUACUGAUAUAGAGAAAUACUCGAGACUUGUUUAUAUUGCCAAGAGUUAGCUUGGAGUCUGUGUGUACACCAGAGUAAUCCAAGACCCUUUUGCCCUUUUUUCAUCAGAGCUAUCCUCACUCUUCCCUGAUAGAGGAAAACAUUUCAAGAAUUUAAUAUCAAAAAAAAUAUCAAGACUUAAGUUUGUUGCUGUCAGAAAUUCUGCCAGAACUGUCUCAUAAAAAUGCCAAGAUGACUGAUGAUUAAAAAAAGUGUCCCAUAAUGUCCUUUUAUUCAAAAUGUAGAUAAAUAAUUUUGGGCCAAACCAUUGUGUCUGAAGAUCUUAAUGAGCAUAACUGAGAUCAACAAGAUGUUGUGGCGGUGGUAGACUCUCACAAUGGGGAGACAUCUGGUUCUCUGCAGUCUCUUCCCACCCCUGGUUGGAUUCCUUUGUUGCACUGUGAAAUGAAUACAGUAAUUGUCACAAUGAGAAAUUGACCUUCCCUUUAAUCUAGACAGAGGCCCCCUUAACAAGUUAAAAUAGCACAAACCCAAUUAGAGAAUUGAUUGCUUGCUUUCAUUUUCCUCAUUUGCAUCAGGGUCAUAUAGAGAAGAUAAAUUAAUGUCUAGUCUUUUGUCCACACUGUCAUCCCUGCUCGCGGAGUAUCUAUUUCCAAGAAAUGAACAGGAGAAAAGUCUUUUGUCUACACUUGACAAACUCAUCACUGAUAAUCUGCUGUCAAACAAAGACCUACAGAAGAGUAAAAAGUCCUCACUCUUUCAUACUGCUGUACAUAUAUUGAAGUUUUUAUGUUAAUGAGAUAAUCUGAUGGAUAAUUAAAAGGACAAAUCAG